CUUUAAACAAUAUGGCGAACGAGGCUUUCGGCACGUUGAGUUCGAGUCCAGAGCUGUUGGUAGGUCUGACGUGCCGAGUUCAUCCGGUUGUCUUCCUCAGCAUUGUUGAUUCGUACGAAAGAAGAAAUGAGGACGCUAAGCGAGUGAUUGGAACUUUACUGGGAACUGUUGAGAAGAACACGGUUGAAGUCACCAACUGUUUCACCGUGCCACACAAUGAAUCUGAAGAAGAGGUGGCAGUUGAUAUAGAGUUUGCCCGCAACAUGACUGAUCUGCACAGGAAGGUCAACCUACAAGAAGUCAUUGUUGGAUGGUAUUCCACUGGCUACGAUGUGUCCGAACACUCGGUACUCAUACAUGACUACUACUCCAGAGAAUGCAAGAACCCAGUGCACAUCACUGUUGACACAUCUCUCAAACAGGCACACAUGUCCAUGAAGGCCUACAUUAGUGUGCCAGUCGGAGUGCCUGAGAAGACAAUCGGCACCAUGUUCACACCAAUUCCAUUGCAACUUGCUUAUCAAGAUUCUGAAAGAGUUGGAGUUGAAUAUCUGCUGAAGCACAAGGAUCGAGUAAAGAGAACAUCAAACCUACCAAAAGACUUGAAGCAAGUGUCUGUUGACUGCACUCAAAUGUUGGCUAAGCUAGAUUCCGUCAUUGAAUAUAUUGAUAAUGUUUUGUCAGGGAAAGUACCAUCUGAUUCGACUAUUGGUCGAUCGCUAAUGGAACUUGUCAACAACGUCACCAAAAUAAAACCUGAAGAUUUUCAAGAUAUUGUCAGUUCAAAUAUGAAGGACCUGCUGAUGAUGCUGUACCUCAGUAACCUGACCAAAACGCAACUCAUCAUAGGAGAGAAGAUAAACCAGUUUUAAUUUAAUUUAUUGACUCGUUGAAAUGUUUUGUUGGGAUGAUUGUUAAGAGGCCAUCAGUAAAUGAAUGUACAUUUAAUAAAUUAAUUCUUCUGCUUAAUGUUUCAAAAUACAUCACCUCGUUGCUAUGGCGGUGCUAGUUAUGAACAGAGAAAAUUAUGACAGAAAAUUUGUUUUUGUUUUAAACAAAUAAACUCUUAAUCGCGC
This is a messenger RNA of Helobdella robusta, 1076 nucleotides long. RefSeq lists its product as hypothetical. The record is from RefSeq and is a predicted model, not a curated record. The transcript is spliced from 8 exons. Gene Ontology annotation, molecular function: metallopeptidase activity; translation initiation factor binding; translation initiation factor activity. The coding region runs from base 12 to 872 and encodes 286 amino acids. Gene Ontology annotation, cellular component: eukaryotic translation initiation factor 3 complex, eIF3m. NCBI's taxonomy places the organism in Eukaryota, Metazoa, Annelida, Clitellata, Rhynchobdellida, Glossiphoniidae. Gene Ontology annotation, biological process: translational initiation.